This is a messenger RNA of Parus major (Great Tit), 6389 nucleotides long. RefSeq names its product 3 beta-hydroxysteroid dehydrogenase/Delta 5-->4-isomerase-like. The record is from RefSeq and is a predicted model, not a curated record. The transcript is spliced from 4 exons. Bases 4140 to 5273 code for a protein of 377 amino acids. Gene Ontology annotation, molecular function: 3-beta-hydroxy-Delta5-steroid dehydrogenase (NAD+) activity. Gene Ontology annotation, biological process: steroid biosynthetic process. Lineage: Eukaryota; Metazoa; Chordata; Aves; Passeriformes; Paridae.
CAGCUACCCUUUGAAGGCGGGGGCAGUUCUCACCCACUGCUCCUGAAUGCCAAGCAGUGAAGGAGUGGAGCAGAGCACCACUCGUGGGGCAGAGCCAGCUCUCAGUGGUGCAAACCUCCUGCCUCACCCCACUUUGGAGCUGGCAGAUAUCCUGAUACCCAUUUCCCUGGCAUGGGCAGGGGGAGCCACGCUACCUAAAGGUGAUCUCUUGCAAAAAGCCUACUUUAAAUCGGCCCAAAGGAGGCAGGAGGAAGAAGCUAACCCUGCUAGCUCACUCUGUGCAGACUUUAAUUUCUCUCACAGAUAACAGUGUCUGCAGUGAUCUUCCAGAGGCCUUCACACGGAGGCCUGCCUCUGUUCCAGGGACAAUGAACCUUGUGGGCAGACUGACAGCCGGCAGAUAAGACUUGGGAAUUGCACCACAUAGCACACAUUGAUGGAUUUCAAGGAUGUACAAGAAGAGAACGAGACAACUGGGAAUGCUCAGUCCCACAAAGGCUGAAGGCAGGGGGAGGGGGAUCACUUUUACUACUCAUUUGGAGAAGAUCCAGGACAACUUCUUGGAUGUGUGCAGUAAAAGGGUGAAAGGCAAUGGGCACAAGUUGCAAUGAGGAGAAUUCCAGGCAGAAAUCAGUGGAGGAAGAAAUCACCAUGAGGGCAGUCAGACACUGCAACACAUGGUUUGUGAAACCUCCAUUUUUAGAGAUAUUCAGAGCUUGCCUGGGUAAGGUCCAGAGAAACCUCUCUGACACUGCUGUGAGAAGAGGUUGGCACAGAGACUGUCUUUAAUCUGAAUUGUAGGAGGAUAUCACAGAAUCAUAAAAUAAGAGCUGUAUGUGAGAUCUGUACCCUGCUGCUGCCGUGUCCAACUACAUGGAGCUGCAGAGGCAGCACAUGCAGCUCUGUGACAGGCUGCAAGAAAGCAUUUUCUGAGUGAAAAACAAAGAUCUUUGGUGAGUGAAAUUAAAGUGAGAAGUCUCAGGGUUCAAUCAGGAUGGGAGUCUAUUUUUUAGAAGCCCAGUUUUUUCCAAGACAUUGAAAGUUUUCUAUCAUUUGGAGUAGGCCUAAGCCAAUGCAUACCAAAGUUUCAUCUCCACUGUCUGCACCCAGUUCUGCUUUAGGUACUUGCUUGUUGCAUCUCUGAUACACAUACAAGCAAGGUUACAUCUUACAAAAAACUCUCCUCAAAGACUGUAAACAUGUAGAUUAAGGACUAAUCAAACCCUGCUGCUUCCCAGCAUCCCUGGAGGAUGGGACAGAGAAUCAGUCUACUUACAAGGGUAGUUUAUCUGCAAAAUGGAUCCAAAUAUAAACAUUUUUCUUUGGCAUAUGAAGCAAAUUUCUCCAGGUCUUAAAUAUAUAUGAGUCACUCAUCAAUUUCAGCUGAGGAAAUAAUGUUCUUCCAAAAACUAAAGGAAAAAGGAGACUAAAUGUUUGUUUCUAGUUAAUUACUGAAAUCAUGUGCUGUCUAAUAUAGCAAAGACUACUACAAGAAGGCCUUUUUGAUCUUGGAGAUAAUGUCAGAAAUGUUUGCAAUCACCUUCUCCGUCCUACUGGAAGAAUUUUGGUAUUACUUAAAUACGAGAUAUUUUCUUUGUCAGGUUUGAGGACACAGAAACACAGACCUCUUAAGGUGGUUUCCUACAUACCCUGAUUGACGUGAUUGAAGGGUCUUACAACUCUUCUCCACUGUGAGAAGUUGUAUUUAUUCAGAGACCAGCACAGGGCAGUUGUCCAGAAGUUAAUUAUUUAAAUUUUUUUUUUCCCUCUUGUCAAUGUAUAACUAGAAAAGAGGGAAAUGUUUCCAGCAUUCUACAGCAAAGUAUCACAUCGUGGAGGCUUCAUUUGACAAAGAAGUCAAAGAGAAGGAAGACAUCAACAUAGUUAAAAAAUGUCUGUGCCUUGACACAGAAUGCACAGUUGCUAAACUUUUCAAAUGCUGCUCAAUUACGUUUUAGUCUGCAGCAACUCUUGCCUGUGCAGCAGCUCAGGAUUGCUCCUGGUGGUCGGCUGGACUUUGGCCCUGUUGCUCCUUGGCACCGUUCUGGGUGUACAGCCCACUCCAGCAUCUGCCUCCGUGCCCCUUGGGAGCACCAGGGCUGCUCUUGUCUGCACAGGAGGAGCUGCCACGCCACCCAGCCACCCCAGCAGCAAUGUCAGCAAGAAACAAGAGGUGAAAGUGCUGUCUCUAGGUGAGACUGCAGGAAGCACCAGUAGGUCUGAGCUGGAAUUGAGCAAAUUGCUGCUGUCUGACCACUGACACUCACACACAGCAGUUCAGAUGAAGGCUGCUAUGCAGGGAUGUAUAAGAUUCCCUCAAAGGGAGCCAAGCAUUUGUCUGAGUAGUCCCUAAGAGGACAAAGCACAGCAGCAGUAAAUCUCCCUGCACUGAAUAUGAGGCACUCAUAUUCUCACAUAAGCACUACCCUUGCUAAGCUUGGUCAUUCUGAUAGGCAAGCUUAGUGUACAAGACUCUUUUCUAUCCUAAGAGGCUGUGUGGCUGGUUUUAUAAUGCCUCUUUAAAGCAUUUUAUUUCCUUUUUGAAAGCAAAAUGGAAGCCCUCUUACAGAGAAUGCCGCUUGGAGCAGCAGGAUUUGGCCAGUUAUUUUUCCUUGCAAAGUGCACAAAAUUAAUUUGCAGCAGCUUCUGAUAAGAAUAUACAAUGUCAAGGUCCUGACUGUGAAAAGCCAAGGAAAGAAGCACUGAUAACAAUUUUUUCAAGCUUUGUUGGGGUACGGAACAGAUUUUCAAGGACGCUGGGAUUGAAACACUUGCCAAAGCUUCGUCAUCUGUGUCAGCUAGAAACAUUUCUCCUCCAACAGAAAUGGUUUUGCUUUCCUCCUGUCACUUGCAAGCUCAGUUUUGCUCUAAAAAACUAACAAUGUGGAGAUGCUUCUUCUACAGUUUUUCUCCAGGGUUCUCUUUAAUGAGUGAACAAAACACAUGAUAGAAUAAAAAAAGGAGUUUAGCACUUAGUGGCACAAAUGAAAACAAAGCAUUUUUAGAGAUCCAUUCCAGCUAUGCCCCAAAUCAAGGAUCCCUUUUCCAGUGAUUUCAGCCUAAUUAAUUGUGUUGCUGGACUUCUUUGUAACUUCCUCGUUGCUCAAGGCAGCUCCCUAUUUAUUAUCCUGCUUCAGCAGGGAUGUCAGCCUAUCCCUGUGUGUGUGAGAGAGAGAGAAAAUAGAGCUGCAGCCGGCCAGCGUGUCCUGACAGACCCAGGAGGGCAGUGCUGGCAUCAGGAGGUUCAGGCUAAUGCCCUGCCCUGGUCUCACACCACAAUAGAGUUUUGCUAGAAUGGGAGUGAAACCCCAGGGAGAAACACCUGGGCAUUUUCCCUGUGCAUUUGAGAUGUAAGGUAGUAAUGACACAGAUCACUGCAGCACAAACAGCCUUAUUUUAAAUAGGUACUCUUGCACAAGACAUUUCCAGGGGUGAAUCUUUCCCUCCUGCAGCUUGAAUUUAACUUUGAUGGUACAUUAAACAAUUUCAUCACUUCAAAUGCCUGCAGUAUACUGAACAAAUACAAAAUCCCCGGGGUUAGUUUCUGAUCUUGCACAGAGAGAGUGAGAAACCCACAUUAUAAUGGGGGAGCCCAGUAUCCAGAAAAUAUACAGCAGCAGACUGAGGUUUGAGGAGUACAUUCCUCAAACCACUCUAAAUAGCUUGUCCUGCUAUUUACAUUUAAUUUAAAUCUUCUCUACCUUCAAUAUCGGCACAAUAUUGGCACUGUAUUACACAAGUCAGUGCAGCUAGAGAGAAUUAUGAACAUGAGGGUUUAUUUUCUGGGGAUUUAGGGCUGCAGGACCACAUCUAGGCUCAGACCUCACUGCAUCCAGAGCCUUCCUCUUUGGUGGGAGUGGUGUGGAAGCAUCACAUUCUUUUGCAGCACAGGAGGCACUGAAGAGGGAGGGGAGCAAAAUGACCGAGGUGGUGCCCUGCAGGAUAUAAAUACAGGCAAAUCUCCUCCACAGUCCUCUGAGCACUAGAGAGGUGGGACCGAGACCCAAGGCAGACUGUGUGGGGUUUGUUUGGCAUUGAAGUUGAUUUUGAGCGUUUUCAGAUUUGUUAAUUGAAUUGGCAGGAGGAGAACCAAGCUCAAGAGACAGCAAGUUCACCAGUCACAGGAGCAAGGCAGAGCAAUGUCCCUGGCUGGGGUGAGCUGCCUGGUGACAGGAGCAGGAGGAUUCCUUGGCCAGAGGAUUGUGCGCUUGCUGCUGGAAGAAGAGGAGGCGCUGGCUGAGAUCCGCCUGCUGGACAAAGCCUUCAGCCAUGAAACCCUCGGGAGGUUUGACAAGUUCAAGGGUAAGACUGAGGUGAAGAUCCUGGAAGGGGACAUCCGAGAUGUGACAUUCCUGCACCGUGCCUGCCAGGGCGUCUCCCUCGUCAUCCACACGGCUUCCCUCAUCGACACCCUGGGCCUCAUCGAGAAGAAGCUGCUCUGGGAAGUCAAUGUAACAGGUACUCAGCUGCUGCUGGAGGCGUGUGUCCGCUGUAAUGUCCAGCACUUCAUAUACACCAGCACCAUCGAAGUGACGGGCCCAAACUGCAAAGGUGACCCCAUUUUCAAUGGUGAUGAAGAUACAGCUUAUGAGAGCACACCCAAAUUUCCUUAUGCCCAAAGCAAGAGACUGGCAGAGGAUUCCGUGCUGAAAGCAGACGGCCAGGUGCUGAAGGAUGGUGGCACGCUGAUGACCUGUGCCCUGAGGUCCAUGUACAUUUUUGGGGAAGGCUGCCCGUUUCUCCAGGGCCAUCUGGAUAAGUGCCUGUUGAACAAGAACAUCUACCUGCGCUUCUCCAGGAAGGAGGCUCUGGUGAACCCCGUGUACGUGGGGAACAUCGCCUGGGCACACGUGCAGGCAGCCAGAGCCCUCCGAGCCCCGCAGAAAGCCAAGCACGUCAGGGGCAAGUUCUACUACAUCUCAGAUGACACUCCUCACAUGAGCUACGCUGAUCUGAAUUACGAGCUGACCAAGGACCUGGGCUUUGGAAUUGAGCCCCAGCUGCCCAUGCCUCUGACAGUGCUCUAUUACUUCUCGCUGCUGCUGGAGAUCGUGAGCUUCUUGCUCCGGCCCUUUGUCAGAUACAUCCCCUCCACCAACCGGCACCUGGUCACGCUGCUCAACACCCCGUUCACCUUUUCUUACAGGAAAGCACAGCAGGAUUUGGGCUACGUGCCCCGCUACACAUGGGAAGAGGCCAAGAAGAGCACUGGUGAGUGGAUUGCCUCUGUGAUCCCCCAGAGAAGGGUGUGCUUACAGAGCAGCACUGCCUAAGCCUGAAGAGGAGCUGAAACCCAACUAAACAAGUAGGGCCUUGAGCCAGAGGGGAGCUGGGGGAAAAGCAGCAGCAUCAGCAAACUAGAAAGAAUUUAAAUGAAUACUUUGUGUAAAAGUCCACUGAAACCCCUCACCUUCAACUUCAUAAUAAAUAAAAGUGAAAUGUUCAUUUGUUUUUUGAGUGCAGGCUGAUGAGGGUAACUGUGCUGCAUGGUCCACACCCACUUCUACAUCUCUGCAGCACAAAGACUUAUUUUAGUAAGAUUCCACACAAUCCACAGUGUGAACACUUCAGCCCUUCUUUCACUCCACACCACCUCCAAUGCUUCUGUAAAACAGAACUUGUCCUACAAGUAUGAUUACACUUCACAAAUGUGCACCACUCAGCUAUGCCCUGUUCACUCAGUGUUUGCCAACCUCAGCAAACAGGCAGCAGGAAAAAGCCACCUGAUGGCAAAAGCUGUAACAAAUCUUGUUCACUUUUCCAAGGGUGUUGUGAAUUUCAUGUUCACCUGACAGUCAAACUUUGAGCACUGUAAGCAUUGUGAGAUCAAAAGUACAAUAGAAGUGCAAUACAGUUAUAGUUAGGACAGUGUGUGGAGGAAAAAAAGGGACAGAUUUGGUCAGGUGAAUACUUCUUUCUACAUCCUCAUUUUGCAAUAAAUCUGGUGGGUGUCCAGGAGAACGACUCCAAGAAAAUUAAAGGGAGAAAAAUAUUGCAGGACAGCCUUGGUCACCGAGGGGUUCCCACUGCAGAGUCAAUAUAUUUGUGAACAAUGAGAAAAAAUAAAGAAUGCUGAAAAAAGUCCUGCUGUUACCACGCUCCAGCUGGGAACAAAGGCUAACUUUAGGUGAUAGGUACAGAUGUGCUGCCCCUGUGCUUCUUUGAUGGCCACAUUAUCUUCUGCAGAAUGUGUAAUGUGACUUCUGGGCAAAAAUACAGAUCUUGUCUGAGCAAUCAGAUGUGAUCCAGCUUUUGUUUCUUAAACAUACAUCUCACUUGCUGAAAGCAAUUCUAAAAGAGGGGAAUUUCUCUGUUCUGUUUUGGUUGGUGUGAACAGAAACAUUUUACCUGACUCACUACUAAUGUAAAUAAAUCACAUUUUCAGGUAU